AAUAUGAGAGUUUCUUUCUCCUCCUCCUUCACCUUGUAAACCUCAAGCCGUUCCUGUCGCAUCUUCUUCCUGCCUAAUCUCUCUCAAGCUUCAGACAGAUCGACGAACCCUAAUUCGGAUUGCUUCGUAGGUGCUUCACGGAAUCACGGCUUCCAUCGAAAUUCCGAACUCGACAUUGAUUGAAUGUUCUAAUGGAGUCUAAUCGUGGGAAUAAGUCUAGUAGUAGUAGUAGUAAAUCGUUCUACGAAGCUCCUCUAGGUUACAGCAUUGAAGACGUCAGGCCAAACGGUGGAAUCAAGAAAUUCAGAUCUGCUGCAUACUCCAACUGCGCUCGCAAGCCAUCCUGAUAUUCCCUAAAUUGCCCUUCUUCUCACCCCCUCCUUUUUCUUCUUUAUUUUGCUGCUUCCUUGCUUGCUUUCCCUUAUCAUUCCCAGAAAUUGCCAUCUCUUUGAUUUUUGAACAUUUUAUUGGAAAUGGAAUUGGAAAUGCCUGUGUCUGCUAUUGGUUUCGAAGGAUAUGAAAAGAGGCUUGAAAUUUUGUUUGCCCAACCUGGAAUCUUUACGGAUCCUCAAGGAAAGGGUCUACGUGCUCUCUCUAGAGCCCAAUUGGAUGAGUUUCUUGGCCCUGCUGAGUGUACAAUUGUUUCUUCCCUGUCGAAUGAAUUCUUGGACUCUUACGUCCUCUCUGAAUCAAGCCUCUUUGUCUAUCCAUACAAGAUCAUCAUCAAAACUUGUGGAACAACUAAAUUGCUUCGUGCAAUCCCGCCUAUUCUGAAGCUUGCGGAAUCCCUUUCUCUGGAUGUUCAAACUGUGAGGUACACCCGUGGCAGCUUCAUCUUCCCUGGAGCGCAGUCAUAUCCUCACCGGAACUUUUCCGAAGAAGUUUCUGUUCUAGAUAGCCAUUUUGGAUACCUUGGGAGCAAAGCAUUGGUUUUGGGUGGCUCAGAUAGCCCUAGCCCACAGAAGUGGCAUGUCUACAUUGCUUCAUCUGCUCCUAUCAAAUCAAAGAACCCUGUUUACACUCUCGAAAUGUGCAUGACUGGUCUGGACCAGGAUAAAGCUAGGGUCUUUUACAAGAAUGAAUCAAGUUCUGCUGCUUUCAUGACACACCGGUCUGGAAUAAGAAAGAUCCUUCCAAAAUCUGACAUUUGUGACUUCGAGUUUGAUCCUUGUGGCUAUUCCAUGAACUCUAUUGAAGCCGAUGCAAUAUCCACCAUUCACGUGACCCCUGAAGAUGGGUUCAGCUAUGCAAGCUUUGAAGCUGCCGGGUAUGAUCUUGAAGAUGUUAAACUGCCAGCGAUGAUUGAGAGGGUGCUUACGUGCUUCGAACCGAGCGAGUUCUCUGUAGCAGUUCAUGCUGAUGUGUUGGGGAAAUUUCUUGAGCAAACUUGCUCUCUGGAAGUGAAAGGUUACCACCUGUGCGAGAAGAACAAGGAGGAGUUUGGUAUGGGUGGAUGUGUUGUCUACCAGAAAUUUACCAGGGCCCACACCUGCGAUUCGCCAAAGUCUGUUCUUGAAAGCUCCUGGAAGCAGGCAGGUAAAGAAGAAGAGGAGUUCUAUUGCUGAGGGUUUUUUGUUUUUUGUGUGUCAUUGUUAUGAGUCUUUUUUUUCUUGGCGUCUAGUGGUCAAUAAUAACGUCCAGUCCCAGCUUGUUGGCGUUUGGACUUGAAACACUGUUGUUAUUGUGGUACUCUGCUUUUUUUUAAAAAGCUUUUCGUUGGUCCAAUGCAAUUAUUGUCAUAUUUUAUUCAAUCUUACCAUCUAUACGUUAGAAAUAUGUCUAAAUGUCUAAAUGAGUUUGUCACUUAUUCCAGUAAUGCUAAUAUAUUUACCUUUUUUAU
This is a messenger RNA of Cuscuta campestris, 1840 nucleotides long. Lineage: Eukaryota; Viridiplantae; Streptophyta; Magnoliopsida; Solanales; Convolvulaceae. The record is from the annotation of a GenBank genome assembly.